Molecule: messenger RNA, 1299 nt
Organism: Ipomoea nil (Japanese morning glory)
Lineage: Eukaryota; Viridiplantae; Streptophyta; Magnoliopsida; Solanales; Convolvulaceae
Product: myb-related protein Myb4-like
Exons: 2
Coding region: 16-1008 (330 amino acids)
Source: RefSeq, a predicted model, not a curated record
ACAGCUAAGAGAGAUAUGGCCCGUACUUAUUUAGUUUCAGCCUUAUUUAUUGGUCUGCUGCUCCCCAGUCCAGUCCAGUCCUGCCUAGAAAGGAAAGGCGCUGCCACUCUCUCCCUCCUCACAAACUUGUGGAGUUUUCUCUCUCUCUCUCUCUUUCUUGAAUUUGGGAGAGAGAUGGGAAGAGCUCCUUGCUGUUCUAAGGAAGGGCUGAAGAAGGGCCCUUGGUCUACCAAAGAAGAUUUACUUCUCACCAAUUACAUUCAGCAACAUGGCGAAGGCCAAUGGAGAUCUUUGCCCAAGAAAGCUGGACUGCUAAGAUGUGGGAAGAGUUGCAGGCUGAGAUGGAUGAAUUAUCUUCGGCCUGGGAUCAAGCGGGGGAAUUUCAGCCAGGAAGAGGAGGAUCUUAUCGUGCGCCUCCAUUCUCUUCUGGGGAACAGAUGGUCCCUUAUUGCAGGAAGGCUGCCAGGUCGAACGGACAAUGAGAUCAAGAACUACUGGAACACUCAUCUCCUCAAGAAGCUCAAGAGCUCCGGGAUCGAGCCCAGAAAAAUCGUCGCCUCCAAGAAAAAGGCGACGAAAAUCGUCGCGCCCAAGAAACCCGGCGACGCCAAGAAGAAGCCCAAGCAGCAGCAGCAGCAGAGGAAAGAAAGCGACGAUAAUCAGCGCUACAAAGUCUACGCUCCCAAAGCCAUUCGCCUCUCCUCCGGCGGGGUGUCGAGGAACAACAGCGUCGACGAUAUAGCCGGAAGUGUUUCUUCCAGUUCUGGGGAAGUGGAGAAUAAAGCCAUGGCGGAUGGGUCGUCGUCGUCCUUCAUUCCCUGGAACUUGUACGAGCUUCGAGACGACUUCUGCGCCGAAGUUCUCACCGCCGCCGCCGCCGGUGAUCAUCUCUCGCCGCAAUGUGCACUCCCCGACGAUUGCUUGCUGGAUAAAGUGUACGACGAGUAUCUCCAGCUUCUUUCCGAGAAUUGUUUUCUUGAAGACGAUCCAUUUGGUGCCAAUCUCUAAUUUUUUUUUUUUCUUUUGCGACGAAUCAUGAAAGAAUAUGCUGAUCGUAACUAUUUAGUGACUCCGUUCCAGUUUCAGACUUUCUGUCUAGUUUUUGUAUAAUAUUAUUAACCAAAAAAAAAAAAAAAAAAAAAAAGUCUGUGGCACGUGACAUGCAUUGGGUCUUGAACCAUUCCUCUUUUUCUUAUUUUUAGUUUUUUUUUUUAAUUUAUUUUUCUCUGUAUAAUAGUAAUAGUUGGUGUGUUUUUUUCUUCUUUAAAUAAUUAAAGGCCAUGUUCACAUUUCACAUCA